GUGUGUCGGGUCCUCAUGCUGAACGCGGCGCUGAAGCCCGCUCUGUGCGCUGCGAAAACGGCCAAAUAACGGGCUCCACAGAGCUGCGGCUUCCGUCAAGCCUGUUGAGGUGAUUUAUUCCGAAAUAGCGGGUCGAACAGCGGAGUACAAACUCGUCCUGUACAGUCCAGAGCGACGAUGUCGGAGUUCCUGGUAAGUCUGCUCGGAGAGCGGCUCGUGACCGGAGAGAAAGCCGAGGUGGACGUGCACGCGCUGGGCAGCGGGCUCGCGCUCGUCGGCCUGUACUUCGGCUGCAGCGUGAACGCGCCGUGCCGCCAGUUUAACAGCAGCCUGGCAGACUUCUACUGCCAGUUCAAAACCUCCUCCGAGCACAAGGACAAACUGGAAAUCGUCUUCAUCUCGUCCGAUCAGGAGCAGAAACACUGGCAGGACUUCGUGCAGGAGAUGCAAUGGCCGGCUUUGCCUUUUAAAGACAGACACAAAAAGAUGAAGCUGUGGAACAAGUACAAGGUAACCAGUAUCCCCUCACUGGUGUUUAUCGAUGCAACAACGGGGAAGGUGGUGUGUCGCAACGGUUUACUUGUAGUAAAAGAUGACCCUAAAGGUCUGGAGUUCCCAUGGGGGCCGAAGCCGUUUGCAGAGGUGGUGGCCGGACCCCUGCUCAGUAACAACAGGCAGACGACAGACAGCAGCACCCUGGAGGGCUCCUAUGUGGGGGUUUACUUUUCUGCUCACUGGUGCCCUCCCUGCCGAAGUCUGACCCGAGUGCUGGUGGAGUCUUAUCGGAAGGUGAAAGAGUCUGGAAACAAGUUUGAGAUAGUGUUUGUGAGCGCUGACAGGUCAGAAGAUUCCUUUAUGCAGUAUUUCAGCGAGAUGCCAUGGCUGGCAGUGCCAUACGCAGAUGAGGCCAGGAGAUCUCGCCUCAACAGACUCUAUGGCAUACAAGGAAUCCCCACACUGAUUUUGCUGGACACGGAGGGUCACAUGAUCACGCGGCAGGGCCGAGUGGAGGUGCUCAAUGACCCAGAAUGCCAUCUUUUCCCCUGGCAUCCGCGGCCUGUGCUCGAGCUCAGCGAGUCCAAUGCAGUGCAGCUCCAUGAAGGCCCCUGCCUUGUUCUCUUCGUAGACGCAGAGGAGGAGGGCGAGCUGGAGCCAGCAAAAGAGCUCAUCCAGCCAAUUGCUGAGAAGAUCAUGGCCAAGUACAAAGCCAAGGAUGAGGAAACCCCGCUGCUCUUUUUUGUGGCAGGAGAGGACGACAUGAGCGACUCUCUGCGGGAUUAUACCAACCUGCCUGAGGCGGCGCCACUGCUCACCAUCCUGGAUAUGUCAGCCCGCGCCAAGUACGUCAAAGACGUUGAGGAGAUCACGCCGGCCGUGGUGGAGCAGUUUGUCAGUGACUUUCUAGCCGAGAAACUCAAACCAGAGCCGAUAUAAAGCUGGACGGUAGUACCAGUAUCUCCCAUCACUUCCCUUCAGUCCUCCUGUAAGACUCUGACAUGCUUCACUUUGUACUGACUUUUUUUUUUUUUUUUUUUUUUUUUAAACAAACCCCACAAACACCUACCCCACAUCCCGGAAGCCCUCCUUUCUCUCCUGUGGUGCCUUGCAUACUUACAGCCUGGAUGGUGAAAUCUCAUGAAAAGAUGAUUCUGAUGUGGCAGUACAUGUCAUGUCUCAGAAUGCAAAUGAAACCCCAGAGUACACUUGGAUAAAAAAAAAACUUGUUUAAUUUUAUUAAAUAUGAAUAAGACAUGUCUUUUAUUCUCACAUAAAUGCUUACAGUAAGAAAAUUCCUGGUGCAUUUCUAGGGACUGCAGCAAGAAUAGGCUGCACGUCUUCUGUCCUUAUCGGUGCUGAUUCUUGAUAUUUGCUGCAACAUUUUUUUUUUUCUCCAAUUCCAGUACACUUCUGUGGAUUUUCUGUGAAGGUCCCAUUUAAUAAAAAGCAGUCCAAUUUCGAAGGCAUACAAUAGCAUUUACCAAGUUUCCACUCUAAAUGUAGGCAUUCAUUAGUGUACAGCUUUUGUCUCUCCGUCAUUGUGUUUCUGCUGAGAAACCCUGGCCAUUAAAACUGACUGUCUCA
This is a messenger RNA of Clarias gariepinus (North African catfish), 2082 nucleotides long. RefSeq names its product nucleoredoxin (gene nxn). The record is from RefSeq and is a predicted model, not a curated record. NCBI's taxonomy places the organism in Eukaryota, Metazoa, Chordata, Actinopteri, Siluriformes, Clariidae. Gene Ontology annotation, molecular function: thioredoxin-disulfide reductase (NADPH) activity. Bases 178 to 1434 code for a protein of 418 amino acids. The transcript is spliced from 8 exons.